AUGGCCGGAUGUAUCAGUACGUACCAGGAUGACGGUAGCUGUGGCGCCGACUUGCCGUGGACCGCGUACCUGACGUACUUGGAAUACGCGGUCACGUUAACAAUUGUCAGCAGCACGAUCGUGACCACCGUCGUCCAGGCCACUGAUGCCGGGCAGAACCUGUCGGUCCUGAUGCAUGGCGUACUGUGCAUGCUCAUCGAAUUGUUCAUGUUGCUGUGCAUACCAAUGCGGUUCAGCGGCCGUUCCCGAUUAGGUUUCCGGGAGAUGUUCCGGUUCGCUGACGGCUCGGACAUCCCGGUUGGCUAUUGGUCCGCGAUCCGGAUGAUCGUCCGAUACCAUCUGAUCGCGUCCAACACGUUCGUGAGCGUGUCCGCCCUGUACACCGCCGCGUUCGACUCGGUGCAUCCCGGCGACCCGUUCACGUUCCCGUUCAUGGACGUGCUGCCCAUCGACACCCGGAACACGGCCGCGUAUGUCUGCAAAUUUGCCGUGUACUCUCUGCCCGUGUACAUCGCGCACGCUGAAGUCUGUUUCCUAAACGUGACGUUCGUUUAUUCCGUGGGCGUGAUUAAACGCCAUUGCGAAAUCCUCGUGCAACAAGUCCGGGACGCCAUGGUCAACACUGAUGACCACCAGAAACUGAAAACCGCGAUCGUACACCAUCAAAUGCUCUUAAAGUGGGUUUCGCGGUCACUAAACUGCGUAUAGCAAUAGAUACCAAGUACCUAUACGAGGGAGAUAUGCCUAGUCCCGUUAACGGCAUCGUGAAAUAGAAAGACGUUUGGGAAGAAUGAUGUUGUGUAAUGAUGAGGGCACAAUAAUAUUAUUGAUUGAAGCUCGGGGAUUAAACUAUUAAUGGAGUCAAUCAGCUCUGUUUGUAUUUAGGUUCGAUGUAGCGCAAGAGAAUGGAGAAGACGGUACACAAUAAUAUAAAAACUAUCAGAAAAAUUAAACAAAUAUACACUACUGUUCUUUUCAAAUUAAUUAUUCAAAAUUUGACCGCACAUUUAGGCCUUUCCUUGAGGUUUUUUAUGGGGGGGAAGGGGGUUAAACAUAUUUUCAACGCAUACUAUAUUUAGUUACCAAGAUAAUGAUUAUUAAACUUGUAUUAUAUACAGUCAGUUACACCUAAUCCUAACCUAACCUUUUUCUUGUAUGGUAUCACUAGGUCCGAUAAGGGAAUCGCGUUAGCAUUACUUCCUCCCCGGUUGAUUUCUUUCCCCGGAAAAGCCUGCUGCCUUGGAUAUCACGUCCCGCGACUCCUUUUCUCGGGCCGGUGUGUUGGUCCGCCGUCCUCGAAAACCCCUAAACUAACCUCACCGCUAGCUCAACCGAGCUUGUGAUCAUGGACGUAUUAUUUAGGAGGCCUGUGGGUUAAGCUUCUUACCAAUGGAUUCAAGUGGAAGAGGUUGGCCGGAAAAAAGGUUAAGUUAACGUAAACAUUUAGGUUAGGUUUGGUUAGAGCAUGAACAUAUUCGUAUGUGGUAGUAAAUGAAGCAAUUUUGUUGGAAGCUGUGGGUGGUAAUGAGACUAAUUUUCGGGGCGGGAGAAUAGAAAGGAGAUUUUAUAACUUAACACCUAAGACCUAACCUGUGUGAUAUUAUUUCAACGUAUUUACGAAUAAUUAAAAUAUGCAAUCGAUUUAAAAAAAAUUAAUUAAAUAAUUACAUAGUAUAUACUUGUAGGUACCCUCAAUGUUACUGUUUAUAAUUAUGUAUACUUAUGUGAAUUUAAGGCAAUUCAAAGAUAUGAAAAGUUUAUUCAGCCCACCGAUUUUAUUAGUAAUAGCCUUCUGCGGCUCAUAUUUUGGAUUGUCUGCUUGUUUCGUAAUCCAAGCCAUUCAGGUAUGUAUUACCAGUAAGUGUGAAAUAAACUUUAUAUUAUUAAUACCUACCUAUAUUAAGUAGGCACGAUAAACCUCGUACUUACCUUUGGUUGUUUUUUUUUUUUUUUAAAUAAAUAAAUAAAUUAUGCUUAAUUACCUAGGUAAAAUUAAAUAUAUUAUUUCACGCUAAACUUGCAUAAGCUGUCUCACUCUAAGGAUAGGUUAGAUUGACGGGUGAUAUAGCAAUACCUACCUUACGCAGUCUGCGUAGAACUCGGUUAGUUAUGGUUUUAGAGUAAAGCGCAUAUUAAAAAAUUAAAAAGAGGACAACAUUCCGGAGUGCAAGAAGAUGCGGUUUUUUUUUUUUUUUAAUUAUUAAAAACAAUGUAUUGGGUUUUAUUCUUAAAUGAUGUAUUAUAAUCGGAAUAAUAAUUAGAAUAAUAGAAAAUACUCAUAGUUUUGACUUCCGGAAUAUUGUCCUCUUUUAAUUUCAUAAUAGGUGGAUGCAAUCUGUUUGGAUAGCUUUUUGAAUGACUGCCGUGCGUCUCUACUAAAUAUUUUCCAAAUAACCUCAAACUUUAAGGAUAUUUUUUUUUUUAUUAUGUAGCACAACAUAGGCGAGUGUCCUGAAGGAAAUUUUUGAAUUGGCAAAAUAAGGACCAUCCUAGGUACCUAUCACAUCAAAAUGAACACAACACAAAUACAAUGCUUACAAUUAUUUAAAUUUCUUUAUGAAAUUUCUAAUCAAAUAUAUAAAAUAUUUAAUACAUUAAUUGUAAUAUACCCCUGCCUACCCACUUACUUAUAUUAUUCUAAUAAUUUCAAAUUAAUAUUAUAAUCCAUAUGAGUUUAUUUGUAGAAAUAUUAUUAUUUGAAGAAACUAUUAAAAAUUAAAUUUAAAAUGUUAAAUAUUCUCAUUUAAUAAUAUUAUAUUAAUUAUUUUUAAAUAAAUAUUAUAAUUUAUGAUUAUUCCUAACUUAAUUUAACUGAUUGAAUUUAAAAUUUCUUUGAAUUUAUUUUCCUUCACUUUUAACUAUUAACUAAAAGGGGUUUUUUUUUUUGACUUACUCAAGUUAAUUAUUUCCUUUAACUUAUUGUCCACAUUUUAUUAGAAGUUCUUAUACUAUAUCCAUUAAUUUUAAUGAAGUAUAAUUUGUUUAGGGUUACAUUGAUAAAAUGAUAUUGGGAAUAUGUCUCACCAGCAGUAUAGCAUCCCUAAUAAAUAUUAUUAUUUAUUGUGUCUGCACGAGUAGUAUAUACAAUUUAGUAAGUACAAAUAUUGGUACCAACAAACAGUUGAUUUAUUUAUAUUUUUACAACAAAUUUGCAGCACAAUGAAAUAUUACAAGAGUUUAACAAUGAACAAUUAUUUUCUGCGGACAAGUCAUUCAAACGCCUCAGUCUAAUUAUGAUGGCAAGACUAUCGAUACCGUUGGAAUAUGAAGUCGGUUAUAUUUGCACUAUCAAUUUAAACUUACUUGUCAAAGUAAUUUCUGAUUGUUUUUUCUUUAUUGAACAACCUAACAAAAUAAAAUAACUCUUAAUUAGAUUAAGUACCUAUUGUAUAAUUAUAUUUUGUGUUUCAGAUCAUAAAAUUUUCAUACACAUGGUUGAAUGUCUUAUUAGCUUCAAUAAGAGGUCAUCAACUGACAUAA
Messenger RNA from Cinara cedri, 3480 nucleotides. Lineage: Eukaryota; Metazoa; Arthropoda; Insecta; Hemiptera; Aphididae. The record is from the annotation of a GenBank genome assembly.